Messenger RNA from Apus apus (common swift), 1225 nucleotides. Its product is annotated as glycoprotein-N-acetylgalactosamine 3-beta-galactosyltransferase 1-B-like. Gene Ontology annotation, cellular component: membrane. NCBI's taxonomy places the organism in Eukaryota, Metazoa, Chordata, Aves, Apodiformes, Apodidae. The record is from RefSeq and is a predicted model, not a curated record. The coding region runs from base 149 to 1225 and encodes 358 amino acids. Gene Ontology annotation, molecular function: N-acetylgalactosaminide beta-1,3-galactosyltransferase activity. The transcript is spliced from 4 exons.
CCAACUGGGACACACCGGGAACCCCCAGAACCGACUGACACCCCUGGGGAGAGAGGAACGACCGGGACCCCCAGAUCCAUCUGGACCCCCGGGGCUGACCGGGACCCCUGGAACCGACAGAGAUCCCCGGGGCUGCCCUCGCAGCACCAUGCUGAAGAGCUCCUGGCUGCCCUUCCACGGGGGGGUGCUGGUGGGCUUCACGGUCACCUUCCUCCUCCUCAAUGGCCUCCUGCUGUCCCCCCCCGUGCCCCCUCUCAGCCGGGACCCCCCCUCGGGCUUUGGGGAUCCCCCGGCCUUUGAUGACCCCCCCGGGGUGUCCCAGCCCCCCACCCUCUAUGGCAUCGCCCCACAGAGCUCUGCAGGGGAGGACGCUGGGGAGGCACAGACGCUGUACGAGCAGGUGCGGGUCCUGUGCUGGGUGAUGACGGGACCCCCCACCCUGGAGACGCGGGCCCGCCACGUCCGGGCCACCUGGGCCCGGCACUGCAACCUGGUCCUGUUCAUGAGCUCAGCACCGACCCAGGGCUUCCCCGGGGCCGUGGGGCUGCCCGUGGGUGAGGGUCGUUCCCAGCUCUACUGGAAAACCAUCCGCGCCCUCCAGUACGUGCACCAGCACCACCGGGACCAGGCCGACUGGUUCCUCAAGGCGGACGACGACACCUUCGUGGUGGUGGCCAACCUGCGCUGGCUGCUGGCCGCCCACUCGCCCCAGCGCCCCGUCUACCUGGGCAAGCGGUUCCGGCCCUGGGCCCGGCAGGGCUACAUGAGCGGCGGGGCGGGCUACGUGCUCAGCAGGGAGGCCCUGCGGCGCUUCGUGGGGGCCGUGGCCUCUGGCACCUGUGACCACACCAGCGCCGUGGAGGACGUGGCCCUGGGCCAGUGCCUGGAGAAGCUGGGGGUGGAGGCGGGAGACUCGCGGGACCCCCGAGGCCGAGAGACCUUCCACCCCUUCUCACUCGAGACCCACCUCACCCACCACUUCUCCCUGAGCUUCUGGUACCGCAGCUACAGCUUCUACCCUGUUGUGGAGGGUCCCCAGUGCUGCUCGGACCUGUCGGUCUCGUUCCACUACGUCCCCGGGGAGCAGAUGUACGAGCUGGAGUACCUGACCCACCGCCUGCGCCCCUACGGCUACCGGCCCCGCUACUGGCCCCCCCCGGCCCCCAACACCACCUACCCCAGCACCCCCCACCCUCAGACCCGCCCCCCGCCCACCCUCCCCUAG